This is a messenger RNA of Exophiala bonariae, 1764 nucleotides long. RefSeq lists its product as uncharacterized. Gene Ontology annotation, biological process: DNA-templated transcription. NCBI's taxonomy places the organism in Eukaryota, Fungi, Ascomycota, Eurotiomycetes, Chaetothyriales, Herpotrichiellaceae. The transcript has 2 exons. The coding region runs from base 1 to 1764 and encodes 587 amino acids. The record is from RefSeq and is a predicted model, not a curated record. Gene Ontology annotation, molecular function: zinc ion binding; DNA binding.
AUGACUGAUGGCCAUCAAGCCUCUAUCAUUGCUCAUAGUGCCAAAAUAAGCGGUGCGAAUGUUACGUGCGUCAAUCUCCAGGCAUGCGAGGUUGAAAGCCAGGCAUGGUCUGAACCACUCUCAGUAAACUUAAACAAUGGCCAGAACACUGGCAGCGCCGUAUCCUCUCAGCAGGAGAUCAAUGCCAUCAGACGUAAUGUCACCAUUUCGUCUGAUGUAAACAUGUAUCUUGAUGGAUCAACAAUCAUUGGCGAAGAUUUGGUGGAUAUGAACUUCUUGGACCCAAUUUGGGAUCCGAUAUGGCAUCUACCGGUGGAUACACCACAGUGGUUGGAUGGUAUAGAUGACCCGAACAUCAAUGAGCAAUCUCUGGACUACGUCGAGUCAUAUCAGAAUCAGCAUACUUCCCAAGGGGCUUCACCUACAGAGACUGCUGUGAUAUUGAUAGCCAAAUAUUUCACCCGUCGUUCUGGAUACUCGAUCCAGAGUCGAGAGCUCAUACAAAGGAUGUCACAUACACUGCAACCUCAGAUCUACGACAAAGAGGUGAUCAACGUCUUGCUAAGCAUUGGUCGCUCGCAUCUGUACUCAACCUUUUCAAUUUUUACUAACUUCGAGGUGUCAAAGAAGACCAGUCUACAACUGUGUCUCUCAAUGGCAGCCUUCGGUGCAUUAUUCUCGACAGCAGAGGGCAGUGAAGCCGUGUCGAUGAGCUUGUACAGCGAUGCCAGACAUCUACAGAUGGAGACUUACAUUCGAGAUGGUUUUGACUCUUUUACCACUGCCGCAAAUGCAGCAAAGACAUAUCUCCUGCUCGAGAUAUACGGAAUAUGUAGUGGUAACAAGAGGAUGUAUGAAUUCUGCGAAGCAUUCCACUAUAAUACCAUUGAAGCAUUCAAGGCAUGCUGGCAAACUGUCCCCCAAGAGGCAGAUGAGAACACUCGAGCUGAAUUAUCACAACUCGUGGAAUCAGCCCACUUGCUGGACAGUUUUCGUGUUCUCUUGCUGUCGCGACCACCUUGCUUCCUCCCAUGGGGGCACACAACGAUCAAGACAGAUGUCUCUGUGCUUCGUCCCAACGUAAAGACAGAUCUUGAAGCAUUGGCGACGCCUACAGCUCCUCUCUCAAGAUCAAUGGCGACAGCGCAGAGUCUUGCCACACUUAGUUCUUGGACAUGGAUGUUCAGCCCUAGAGGACAGGAAAGUACGCGCGGCUACCAGCCUUGGAAGACUGAAUUCGUGGAACUGGGCUUGGAACGCUGGAAAUGGGCAAGAACUCAAUGUCCUUCGGAUACAGACUUCCCUCUCUUGUUGAUCUACCACCUUGCAUAUCUCAAUCUGUACACUAAUCUGCCUCUCCUACAACGCCACGCUCAUGAGUUCUUGGAAUCGUCGGAAAUUCCUGGAGAUGUGAAGAGCAUCGGAGCUAUCCGAGUUUGGAUUAAUGGCUCACGUGCUCCGGUCGCACACUGGCACGCAGAGGCAAUGAUAAAUCUGAUCAAGGACAGUCUUGGGAUAUUUUUGCCACGGCAAGAGUCGAUGUCAGAGCCUUCGCGAGCCUCUGAACCGCCACACUUGCCUUACUGUAUUUACUUUGCAAUCCUGGUCAUUUGGUUUUAUUACGUCCGAGAAGGUGUUCAUAUGGUUGAUAUGAGGAAUGCACAAAUUGAUACAGCUAUGUUGCUACUGGGGAAGCUUCGCGCACCUGUAGCAGGGGUAAUAAGUGUUGCACUCCACAACCUGCGAGAGCAGGGGCGACAAUGA